GUCUGCGGCACUAGAGCGGGAGGAGCGGCCCCAGUGCCUCAGUGGCGGCGCGGGAGGCCGCGGCUGCGCUGGGCCUCCUGUGGAAACCGGCUUCCUCUCAGGUCCGGGCUCGGUCUUCCCGCCUACAGCAAGGCCCGUCUCCCCCGGGGCUGCGUUUCUCUCUCCCGCCCUUCCCGGCUUUCCCCCGCCACCAUGUCGGUCAACCCCAUGGCCUACGAAGCGCAGUUCUUUGGCUUCACCCCCCAGACGUGCAUGCUGCGCGUUUACAUCGCCUUCCAGGACUACCUCUUCGAAGUGAUGCUGGUGGUUGAGACUGUAAUCCUGAAGAAGUUGGAGGCGCUUCCUGGGUGUAAAAUCACACCCUCCCAAAUCCGGAAAAGUACAGAGGAAUUUCUUCUCUUCAUGAAGAAGCACCUUGACAAACUCUUCAGUAAAAUGGAAGAAGUGCUUCUGCAGCUGGUGUUAAACAUCCCUAAGAAUGUGCUCCUUCCUGAAGACAAGGUCCACGAGCAGUACCCCUACAGCAAAGAGCAGUUCCAGGCGCUUCAGGAUGAGAUCCAGCAGCUGCAGAAGCAGUACAGGGCUGAGGCAUCUGCUGGGCAGGCGCUGCGAGCAGAACUGGAAGAACAGAAGGUUGUUCAGGCUGAGCUUGAGAAGAUUUUGCAGUGGUUUGAUGGGCUUGAGAAUAUCUGUAGGGAGCACGGGACUGGCAACUUCAAAGAAAGCUUUGCUUUCUUGACACAGAAUGCUAAGAGACUGCAAGAUGUGCUGAAAGAUGUUGAAGAGAAAAGCAAAAAGAUAAAGAAGCAAGAUCAGUUAUUGUAAUGGAAAUUCUGAAAAGGCAACAAAAAUCAUUUAGACAUCUUGCUUUAAAAGAUAGGGAUUUAUCUUUCCAGAAACAUCUCCCCUAAUCUCUUACUCCUCCAAUCCAACUGGGGUCUAGACUAAAAACUGUUGAACUGUGUCAGUUUGCACCUAUUUAGCAGCUCCCUGGAGAAGGAGGGGAAGAAAGAAACCUGUAAAAUGUCUCUCCAAAACUGGUGAUUGAGAAUAAAUUUUGGGCUGGAUAACCUGACUGUGCAGGUACCUUCCUGACUUUAGGAACUUUUAACUUUGAACACAACAUUGCUGUUGUUUAUUUUAAGAAUUAUUAAAAAACACCAUCUAAGUAAGACCUGUAAGAAUGUGUAAGUGUGUUUCCAGCCUGAUGCCAGGUCCGGUGACAGUGGAUGUUUUUGUCAGUGAGGACACUUCGACUCCAUGAGCAGUGUCUGCUUAAGGCCAAGGUGCCGUUCCCCGUGUUUUAAAAGCCAACGACUUGGGAAGCACGUAGAGAAGAGUGAGACAGUGAUUGUCGAGGUUCUGAUGGGAAAUAGAUCUAUUUGCUUCAAUACUGAAUGUCAGCCCAAUUGUGGAAAUUUCAGGGUUGAUUACCACUACACAUAUGUUUGCAAAGAGGUAGCUUGUGUUUGCUUUCAGCAAGGACACCACGCUGCUCCACAGACCGAAGAUCUAGAAGUCACUGGAGGAAAUGAGCAACUCGAUCACCUUGUCCUACUUUAGCUUAUGUUGCUUUAUAUAUAUACAUAUUUUGUUUGUUUUUCUUUCUGUUCUCCAGUGUCCUAUUUUUCUACUAAAUAACAAAAGUAAUUUUAUUUGUGUUUAAUGAGAUUUUCCUGUAGAAAUGUUGUGAAGAUUGGUAUGCUUGUUUUCUCUGAGGUCACUUAAGCUCCUAUCUGUACUUGACUCAGAAUACAUUAUCCUCUCUGUACAUCAUUCUGUUGGCCUCAGCAGGUUUUGAAUCUCCGCUAUGGACGUAUCACAAAAUAUCAAUACUGAUUUCUACUUUACUAGCGUAAAUGUUUGGAAGACAUUAAAUUUGUGAAUAAUGUAGAAGUUACUGCAAUUAAGAAAUGCAUUAAAAGUAUAAAA
Molecule: messenger RNA, 1932 nt
Organism: Athene cunicularia (burrowing owl)
Lineage: Eukaryota; Metazoa; Chordata; Aves; Strigiformes; Strigidae
Gene: MIS12
Product: MIS12, kinetochore complex component
Exons: 1
Coding region: 193-825 (210 amino acids)
Biological process (GO): protein localization to kinetochore; kinetochore assembly; mitotic sister chromatid segregation
Cellular component (GO): chromosome, centromeric region; nucleus
Source: RefSeq, a predicted model, not a curated record